Molecule: messenger RNA, 733 nt
Organism: Vitis vinifera (wine grape)
Lineage: Eukaryota; Viridiplantae; Streptophyta; Magnoliopsida; Vitales; Vitaceae
Product: glycine-rich protein 23
Exons: 1
Coding region: 94-558 (154 amino acids)
Source: RefSeq, a predicted model, not a curated record
ACUAUCAUCCUCUUCUCAUCUCUAUAUAUUCUUUCUUUUAGCCCCCCACUUCUCAUCAAAUUGAGGUCAUCUCAGUUAUACUAACUUGCAAAGAUGGCUUCUAAGUUUCUUCUUCUUAUGCUUUUUAGUGCUCUUGUUUGCACCGCCACUGCUGCUAGGAGGCUUGUGAGCCAGAAGGGUUCUUCUGAGGAUGAGAAAACGUUCUUUUUUGACCCCGGGUAUGAUGGAGGGCUAGGUGGUGGAGGUGGCGGCGGCUUUGGAGGAGGAGGUGGUGGUGGGUUGGAUGGGGGGGCCGGCUUUGGUGGAGGUUCUGGAUUUGGAGCAGGAGGUGGGCUUGGUGGAGGUGGCGGCGCCGGUGGCGGUGGAGGGUUCGGCGGCGGUGGUGGUGGAGGACUAGGUGGUGGGUCUGGGUUCGGUGGUGGGGCUGGAGCUGGUUUUGGAGGUGGGACUGGGGUAGGUGGGGGAGCCGGAGGAGGUGGCGGUGGAGGCUUCGGUGGUGGUGGAGGAGGCGGACUUGGUGGAGGAGCUGGUGGUGGACUUGGAGGUGGAUUUCCUUGAAGGACAACAAAUGUGUGUCCAAUAAAUGCUACCUCGAUCUUCUAGGCUUUAUGUUAAGAAUCUAGACAUGUAUGUGUUAUGUGUUGCUAUCUCUUCAGUAUGAAUUGUUUGUAUGUUAAAGAUCCUUGUCCAAACCUUGAUGAAGACAUUAAUAAGCUCUUUUAAUUAGUGAAAA